This is a messenger RNA of Neoarius graeffei (lesser salmon catfish), 1173 nucleotides long. It is a transcript of the gene saga, whose product is annotated as S-antigen; retina and pineal gland (arrestin) a. Gene Ontology annotation, molecular function: G protein-coupled receptor binding. The transcript has 15 exons. Gene Ontology annotation, biological process: G protein-coupled receptor internalization; signal transduction. Bases 1 to 1173 code for a protein of 390 amino acids. The record is from RefSeq and is a predicted model, not a curated record. Gene Ontology annotation, cellular component: photoreceptor inner segment; photoreceptor outer segment. NCBI's taxonomy places the organism in Eukaryota, Metazoa, Chordata, Actinopteri, Siluriformes, Ariidae.
AUGAGUCCGAAAAAUGUCAUCUUUAAGAAAGCGUGCAAAGACAAGUCGGUAUCUGUGUAUAUGGGGAGACGAGAUUUUGUUGAUCGUGUUGAUUCAGUGGAUCCAGUGGACGGUGUUGUUCUAAUCGACCCUGAGCUCCUGAAAGGCAAAAAAGUAUUUGUCACUCUGUCCUGUACGUUCCGCUACGGCCGAGACGACAUGGACGUGAUGGGUAUAGCGUUCCGGAGAGACAUUUACCUCUCCACCCGGCAGAUCUACCCCCCUCUGCAGGACAAGGAGCAGUGCACUCUCACCAAGGUGCAGGAGAAACUGCUACGCAAACUAAGCUACAAUGCAUACCCCUUUUUCUUUGAAUUCCCUGAUAAUCUACCCUGCUCUGUGGGACUGCAGCCGGCUCCUACCGACGUGGGCAAGCACUGUGCUGUAGAGUUCGAGGUGAAGGCCUUCAGUGCCGCGAACCUGGACGCUAAAGUCCACAAGAGGAGUACAGUGUGUCUGAUGAUCCGUAAGGUCCAGUACGCUCCAGAGAAAUCUGGUCCCGCGCCUUCAGUCUCUGUCACCCGUGAUUUCCUCAUGUCCGACAAACCUCUGCAUGUGGAGGCGAGUCUGCAGAAGCAGACAUAUUAUCACGGAGAGCCGAUCAAGGUACGGGUCAACAUCAACAAUGAGUCCAACAAAAAUGUGAAGAACAUUAUUCUUUCUGUGGAUCAAAUUGCCAACGUUGUUCUUUACUCCAACGACAGCUACAUGAAGCAAGUGGCCAUAGAGGAUUCUGGAGAUACCUUGGGUCCAGGCGGCAAAAUGGAGAAGGUGUACACACUGCUCCCCCUGUUGGCCAACAACAAGGAAAGGCGUGGGAUUGCACUGGAUGGAAAACUGAAGCAUGAAGACACCAAUCUCGCCUCAACUAGCAUAAUUAAAGAAGGAGUCCUGAAGGAGGUCUUGGGGAUUCUGGUGUCCUACAGAAUCAUAGUAAAGCUCAUCAUGGGAGGGCUGAUGGGAUCCAGUGAGAUUGGGCUGGAGUUGCCGUUCCAACUGAUGCACCCAAGUCCUGUAACAGUGAGAGAAAGUGAGAUGGAUGAAGAUAUGGUGUUUGAAGACUUCAAGCGCUCGUUUAUGAAGGGCAUGACGGAGGAUGACGAAGAAGGGAAUAUUUCUGCUGGAGAGCCUUGA